AUGGAUAAUGGCAAAAUAAAUUGUGUCGUGUUCCUUGAUGUACGUAAGGCCUUUGAUUGUAUAAACCAUGAAAUACUAUUAAAAAAGAUGCUUAACUACUUUGGUAUAUCAGGAAUUCCACUAAAUUGGUUCAAGUCUUAUCUAUCUGAUAGAGAGCAGCAAUGUCUGGUAAACGGUCAUUUAUCGAGCCCGAGAGAGAUAAAAUGUGGUGUACCGCAGGGAUCUACCUUGGGCCCCUUAUUAUUCCUAUUAUACAUAAACGAUAUGCCUGACUCCUUAAAAUAUUCAACUCCAUCCCUCUACGCAGAUGACACAGAAAUUUAUCUAUCCUCUAAAGAUUGUGAUGACAUUGUUAUUAAAAUAAACCUUGAUCUUGAAAAUAUUCGAAAAUGGAUGCUACAAAAUAAGCUCCAAAUUCAUCCGACAAAAUCGAAAUAUAUGUUUAUUGGAUCAGCGUAUAAUAUUAAACAUAAGGUAUCUGGUAACCCAAUUCUUGUUAAUAACGUUCAAAUACCCAGGACUGAAAAUUAUACUUGCCUUGGUGUCAACAUUGACGAAAAAUUGACCUGGGAAAAACAUAUUGAUAUGAUAUGUUCAAAAGUCAGUGCGGGAAUCGGUGCUAUAAGACGUAUUAGGCCCUUCGUAUCGUCUGCGACACUAAAAUUGAUAAAUUUUCUGAAACGUUCUCUGAUCGUAAAUUUUUUAUUUGAAACACAAGCUUUCGACUGCCAGUCUGCAGUCUUCGACAGGUAAAGUGAUAAUAAACUAUUCUAUACGGAUAUAGCUACAAGGACAGUGGUUUACAAUUACAAUUAUAAUGACAUGCAAUAUAACAAUGAUUAGUUCCGCCUACGUAAACUCUCAGUGAAACGAGUAUACUUAUAAAUAUAAAACUAUGUCUAUGAUCUGUUCUUUUUUAAUAAAAAUCUAUAUUGUUCUGGUAAAUGUUGUGCAUUGUUGUCAGAAUUGGCUGUGGUUGCUGUAUGCCAGGACUCCAUUGUUGCUCUGUGUCGAUAGGUUGCCUUGUCUAAGAUUUCGCACUCAUCAAAGUUGAUUUUAUGGUCCUGAGUCCAAUCAUGUUUUGCUAUGUUUGAGCCGGAUUUCCAUUGUUUCACGUUUCUUUUAUGUUCCUUUUUUCUCGUUUCGAGAGCUCUACCAGUCUCACCUAUGUAGCUCCAGGAGCAGUCUGCGCAAUUAAUCUUGUACACGACGUUGGUCUGUUUUUCGGGAAGUGGUCUGUCCUUUGGUGACGGAAAGCCUUGUUCUAAUGUUCGGAGUGGUUUCGUUGUUGUUCUGAUGUCGUAUCGUUUGAGUAGUCUUUUCAGGGGUUCCGUUGAGCCGUUAAUGUAAGGGAGGACUGCGUAGCUGGAAUUUUUCUCUGGUUCGACAUUUUCGAAAAACAUACGUACAAGUUCUUCGGGUGAUGGCACGAAUCCUGUUUUCCUUGCACGUCUCUUCUCGACUUCGUCCAGAAAUAUUUUAGGAUACCCAUUACUUCUCAGAGCGACAAAAACACGAUCUUUCUCUUGUUGCUUGCCUUCGUUCGUGUUAGGGAGAUGGGCUGCUCGGUGAAGGAGUGUUCGUGCUGCGCUGAUCUUGUGUUGUUUGUCAUGAUGUGAGUUGUAGUCUAGGUAUCUGUCAGUGUGUGUAGGUUUACGGUAGACGUUAACGUUCAGACACCCGUUGUUACGGGUUACCAUUAUGUCUAAGAAUGAGAGUUGUCCGUUUUGUUCUUGUUCAAUAGUGAAGUUUAUGUGUGGGUCAAUGGCAUUCAGUAAAUUGUGGAAAUUAGUAAUAGCGUGUUUUUUGAUGAUUGAAAAACAUCAUCCACAAAGCGAAACCAUUUUUUAGGUGGCGUGUCGGUUCGGUUAAAGGCUAGUUCCUCGAUUUCCUCCAUACAGAGGUUUGCCACAAUAGGGCUAACGGGACUGCCCAUAGCACAACCGUGAAUUUGUUUGUACGUCUCGUUAUUAUAGUUGAAAUAGCUGUUUGACAAAGUAAAGCGUAAGAGUUUAAUGAUAUCAUCAAUGGAUAAAUUAUAGAACGUUGUCCUAGUGUGUCAUCUUUGCUAAGUUUAUUGCGAAUGUGUUCACAUGCUCUAUUGACUGGAAUGGCAGUAAACAAAGACACAACGUCAAAUGAAAUCAUAAUUUCGUCAUCCUCAAUGGUGGUGUUAAUCAGUUUAUUAGUGAAGUCAGUAGAGUUAGUGACUGAGUAACCGUUGUGAUUCUGUAACGGUGACAAAAUAUGUGCGAGGUGUUUGGACAUGUUAUAAAGAGCGGUGUUCCUACAUGUUACAAUGGGGCCCAAUGGAUUGCCUGGUUUGUGAUGUUUGAUUGACCCGCGGAUAGCGGGGGGUAUACCGUCAGUUGAAUGCAGUUUUUUGUAUGUUCGUUCGUCAAGUUUUUGUUGUCGUUUGAGUUCGAGCAACUGGGAGUUUAACUCACGUUCAAUUCUUUUAAAAGGAGGCUUCGUUACUUUGUCGUAGGUGUUUGGGUCAGACAGGAGACCUUGCAUCUUCUCGUCAUAUUCUUUCUUGUCCAUGACCACAAAGCAAUUGCCUUUAUCUGCUUUCAUGACAACGCGCGUCCCGUCUUUCUUCAGGCCUUCAAGUGCUUUGCGUUCGGCGGCGGUGGUGUUAUUAUGUUUGGGCAAGUUGGAGCGAUUUAGAAUGUUCGCAGCUGAUGUUCGUAUGGCAUCUUUGGACUCGUCCGGUAAAUCAGUGAUGGCGGCUUCGAUUUCGGCAACUAUGUUCUUGUAAGGGAUAAUAGAUGGUGUAAGAGCAAACUUAGGGCCUUUUCCUAGUAUGGCACGUUCGUCUGUGGACAGGGGUCUGCUGGAAAGGUUAAUAACCCAUUUCUCUGAGUCAGUUGUGUUUCCGUUUCUAAAUUCUUGUCUCAAAUUCUGUAACUUUUUUUGAUGCCUCGUGGUGAUGCGAUUUUGGACCGAUUCAGCUCUACUUUUCAAAAACUGGGAAAAACGAGCGAGGGAGUCAUCGGAAAUUAACGUUGACAGUUCGUGUCGGUUGUCAGCUAUGAUACGAUUAGUAGAUCGUAUUUCUUCGUGGCAAAUGCUGAUUCUUGCACGCCUUGCACAUAUUUUGUCACCAUUACAAAAUCACAACGGUUACUCAGUCACUAACUCUACUGACUUCACUAAUAAACUGAUUAACACCACCAUUGAGGAUGACGAAAUUAUGAUUUCAUUUGACGUUGUGUCAUUGUUUACUGCCAUUCCAGUCGAUAGAGCAUGUGAACACAUUCGCAAUAAACUUAGCAAAGAUGACACACUAGGACAACGUUCUAAUUUAUCCAUUGAUGAUAUCAUUAAACUCUUACGCUUUACUUUGUCAAACAGCUAUUUCAACUAUAAUAACGAGACGUACAAACAAAUUCACGGUUGUGCUAUGGGCAGUCCCGUUAGCCCUAUUGUGGCAAACCUCUGUAUGGAGGAAAUCGAGGAACUAGCCUUUAACCGAACCGACACGCCACCUAAAAAAUGGUUUCGCUUUGUGGAUGAUGUUUUUCAAUCAUCAAAAAACACGCUAUUACUAAUUUCCACAAUUUACUGAAUGCCAUUGACCCACACAUAAACUUCACUAUUGAACAAGAACAAAACGGACAACUCUCAUUCUUAGACACAAUGGUAACCCGUAACAACGGGUGUCUGAACGUUAACGUCUACCGUAAACCUACACACACUGACAGAUACCUAGACUACAACUCCCAUCAUGACAAACAACACAAGAUCAGCGCAGCACGAACACUCCUUCACCGAGCAGCCCAUCUCCCUAACACGAACGAAGGCAAGCAACAAGAGAAAGAUCGUGUUUUUGUCGCUCUGAGAAGUAAUGGGUAUCCUAAAAUAUUUCUGGACGAAGUCGAGAAGAGACGUGCAAGGAAAACAGAAUUCGUGCCAUCACCCGAAGAACUUGUACGUAUGUUUUUCGAAAAUGUCGAACCAGAGAAAAAUUCCAGCUACGCAGUCCUCCCUUACAUUAACGGCUCAACGGAACCCCUGAAAAGACUACUCAAACGAUACAACAUCAGAACAACAACGAAACCACUCCGAACAUUAGAACAAGGCUUUCCGUCACCAAAGGACAGACCACUUCCCGAAAAACAGACCAACGUCGUGUACAAGAUUAAUUGCGCAGACUGCUCCUGGAGGUACAUAGGUGAGACUGGUAGAGCUCUCGAAACGAGGAAAAAGGAACAUAAAAGAAACGUGAAACAAUGGAAAUCCGGCUCAAACAUAGCAAAACAUGAUUGGACUCAGGACCAUAAAAUCAACUUUGAUGAGUGCGAAAUCUUAGACAAGGCAACCUAUCGACACAGAGCAACAAUGGAGUCCUGGCAUACAGCAACCACAGCCAAUUCUGACAACAAUGCACAACAUUUACCAGAACAAUAUAGAUUUUUAUUAAAAAAGAACAGAUCAUAGACAUAGUUUUAUAUUUAUAAGUAUACUCGUUUCACUGAGAGUUUACGUAGGCGGAACUAAUCAUUGUUAUAUUGCAUGUCAUUAUAAUUGUAAUUGUAAACCACUGUCCUUGUAGCUAUAUCCGUAUAGAAUAGUUUAUUAUCACUUUACCUGUCGAAGACUGCAGACUGGCAGUCGAAAGCUUGUGUUUCAAAUAAAAAAUUUACGAUCAGAGAACGUUUCAGAAACUUUAUUAUGAAUCCUGGUCGCGCAUCUAGCAUUUUUAAGAUAUUGAAAAUGCUACCAAAAAUAACUUAAAAUUUCGGCUGAAGUGUAGAGAUUUAAAGUUUAAAUUUUCAGAAACGAAAGCGGAGCUGUUUACACUGAUGAAUUUGAGAAACAGAAAAGAAAACCGAGCAAACAAUUUGCUAAAUGUUCAUGUUUAUAAGUAUCUCACCAAGGAAAUUUAUAAACCCGAGGAUCCGAGAACAUUUAAGUCUGUUUGUGUGAAGUGUCAUUCAACUCGCCCAUUGACUAACUUGUUGAAUCGAGCAUGUUGUUAAAUAAAUUGUAAGUCGUUGAUUGUAAUUCAUUGUGCUUGUUUGUUGAUCUUCACGUCUGUCUGUCUGUUUGUUUGUUUGUUGGUCUGCAAGCCUGUUAUUGUUCAUACUGUGUAUUUCGAAUGUCUUGGAACCCCGUUAUUGGAGAACUAAUCUCUGUGUGGUAAUUCCAGCCAUGUAAUCUAUUGUGUGUCAUAGUUUGUGUUAACUAAUUUUGUGUAAUAGUUUGUAUUAAAUGGCAAAAUCUGUAAAAUAAAAUAAAAUAAAAUGACAGUAAAAUAAUGUACAAUCUAAUAUAAAAACAAAUAAAAUUUAUACGAUGAAUAUGAAAACUCAUUUGGCCUAUAUAUAUAGAAACAUUUACUUCAAACUUACCAUAAUACUGGCUUCUGUUGGCUUUAAAAAAACUCAAAACAAGUAAACAACUCUGAGGCUUUCUGGAUUUUCUCUGCAAACGACGUCACAAGCCUGCUGACGUCAACCUUUUUAUAAAGGUCUAUUGUUCCAUUCUGUAUAGGUCGACCUGGCAGAUUGGCAUGGAUGGGAGAAAGAUCAGAGAGAAGCACACCUGAAAAAGUUCAGAAAAGCAACGAUUCAAAAUGCUCGUAUCCAAGCAGAAGUGGUCCCACAUGAUACAGCAAGCGUACCAAGUGCAUCCCAUGAUCAACAGAAUUUGCCUUGUCCUUUGGCAGUUGGUUUCCGAGAUGCGGGUAUUCCAGAGGCAACACUCUGUGGUAUAUGGUCCAAGGCAGAAGCAAUUAUUUCCAAGUCAUCUGCUAUUGUCAACGCACCAGGAAACCUUGAUUCGAAGUUGGUUGAAAGUAAGUCUGGCAAAAGGCCUCAUUUUGUAACAAAAGAGAAGUUUGGAAGAUUUACAUGUGAUGAUGGGUGCAAGAUGUGGAUGUCUACCCGCAUAUGUGCACACACUGUGGCAGUAGCACACACCAUGAAUCUCCUCUUAUCUUUUGUUGAUUGGUGCAAGAAAUCUAAAGGGACAUCCGUUUAUUUGACAGGCAUGAUAUUGAGUGACACCCAAAGGUGCUAGAAAAAAGGGCGGAAAGCCAAAGAAGAAGUACGGUCAAUCUACUGAGCGAAACAUUACUGUCCAAAACUACGCCAGUCCUUUUGAUGAUCGACCUGUUCCUUCAACAUCAAGUCCCUUCGAGAAUUCUGGAUUCUUUCUCAAGUGGGUGAGCAGACAAAUUUCAGCGUGCCAGGGGAAAUGUCAGAGGCCAAUGAGAAAUGAAGAGGGACAUAUAUAUCCACCCCCUUAUGAUAUAUGCUUGGCAAGAAAAGAACGGCGCUCGUACAACAGCCCCGCAGAUGGUACUAGGAAGCUGGGAAAGGAAGGCGAUUGUCACUACCACCUAAAAAAAUCCUGCGUUGGUAAGGCUGAUCCGCCGUACCAAGGUGAGAAUAAUGUCAUUCCACCCCAAGUUAGGGUACGCCUUACCCAAAUUCAUAAGGAUGUUUUACGAAAGGAAUUUUGGCCUUAA
This is a messenger RNA of Paramuricea clavata, 6478 nucleotides long. The record is from the annotation of a GenBank genome assembly. NCBI's taxonomy places the organism in Eukaryota, Metazoa, Cnidaria, Anthozoa, Malacalcyonacea, Plexauridae.